This is a messenger RNA of Fundulus heteroclitus (mummichog), 1519 nucleotides long. It is a transcript of the gene ccl44, whose product is annotated as chemokine (C-C motif) ligand 44. Lineage: Eukaryota; Metazoa; Chordata; Actinopteri; Cyprinodontiformes; Fundulidae. Bases 160 to 540 code for a protein of 126 amino acids. The record is from RefSeq and is a predicted model, not a curated record. Gene Ontology annotation, molecular function: chemokine activity; CCR chemokine receptor binding. Gene Ontology annotation, cellular component: extracellular region. Gene Ontology annotation, biological process: chemokine-mediated signaling pathway; inflammatory response; cellular response to tumor necrosis factor. The transcript has 5 exons.
GGAGGGAAGGACGCUAAAAGAGAAAGGAGAGGUGGUGAAAGUGAGUGAGUGAGAGAUGGGCAGGGAGGUAUAAAAAGAGGGAGGGAAUAAUCUACAAGAGGCAGCCAUAGAGGAAGGGGUGACAGAGUAGAUUAUCCUCUCUUCACUGCCAGUCUCACCAUGUUCGUGCUGCAGAUGCUGACUGUUCUCUCGCUCACUGUCAUCUUCCUGGCAUCUGUAGAAGGUAAUGGCGUGCAGAUGCAGAGGGAUGUCCAGUGUUGCAUGCUGUACUCCCAGGGCAAGGUGCGUGCCAAAGAUGUGCUGCGGUUUGAGGUGCAGACAAAGGGGCCCGACUGCAGCAUACGAGCCAUCAUUCUUUACACAAAGAAGGCAGUGAAAUGUGCAGACCCCAGAGAUCGGAAGGUGAGAAGGUUGUUGCGGAAGCUUCUGCAGAGGCAGCUAUACAAGAACCACCGAACCAUAUGGAUGCUGCCUCAUGACAACCUGCCCGUCAUGUCUCAGGACAAAAAAGACAACUGGGCCGUGCUGAAUGUGCAGUGAUGAAGCGCCAUUAACAGUGGAUUAGUCGUAGUCAUACGCCAAGUAAUCAUUCAGCAGGUCGUUGGCUUUACUCUGCGACGCUUGCUGACAUUCCAGUCAUCUUGUGUCUCUUUAUCCGUCUCCUUGGGCCCAGACCUGGGCAGCAAUACUUAUUUAAAUGGCUAACAUGAACUGCGCUUGAAAUAUUCCCAGCAUGUGGCUGGAAGUCUCAGAAGGGGAGUAUAUUUGUAAGAUAAGUUGCCGUGAUUUUUAUUUAAUGGCUUGUACUGUUAUUUGCCGGAGUCUGCCUGAAAGUAUCGCCUCUUUGAAACAAUGUAAACCCUUGUGGCUGACGUGAGAUCAGUGAAACAGCAUUGAUAUUCAUAUAUUAUAUCUGCAAUAUACUCUGUGCUUAUUUGUGACUUGUACUGCCUGCAUAAUGUAAUGAUGUAAAAGGGAUUUUGUCAAAUUCAGCUGCGUGUGCAAAAAAAAAAAAGUCAAACCUGUUUUUAAUAUUACCUUGCACCUUGCUCUUUUCUCCUUUGGCUUUAUUUUAAGGUAUUUGUACUUGUAAAGCUUUAGGUCUUUAAUAAGCUAGCUUGGUAUAGAGUCAAAAAAAAUAUUAUUUUCACUGGCUUUAACCUACUUUUAAACACAUAUUGUCUACUUUGUAUAUUGACUGUUUGUAGACCAUAAGUAGAUCUUUUGAAAUGUUCCCAUCAGCUUCAACAGAUCUUCAGAUUCAAUAAUAAAUUAGCAGUUUACUUUUGUCUUUUUGAUUAAUAUUUUGUCAUUGACCUAUGCCAAAGCACUGAAGAGUCAACCCAUUACAUGACAAAGCUGUUAAAACUUAGAGGGCUCUAACGUGUGUAAAGCACAGCAGCAUUGUUAACGUACAGAACUGUUGUGUCUGUAUCUCAAGUGAAUUAGAAUUUGAAUAUCAUUAAUUGUCAUCAUCAAGAGUACAACAAAUUAUUUUAUAAAUUAAUUUGAAACAUUA